AUGAAUGCGCUUCCUGAAGAGGAACGCCCAAUUAUUGGCUCUGUUGGAGAACAAAACCGCAAAUCUCGUCUACAGUUUCAGCUUCCAUUGUACGACUGCAACGUGGACGAUGCACGAUUCGCUAAUGAACAAGACAAGGAGGUGUUCCGACGAUUCCUCGAGAAUGUUCGCAAGCACGUUAUCGGUGUCGGACAGGUACAGGAAAUUACUCCGAAGAAGAGUACCGGCGUAGACACGAACGAUUUGGAAGAACUCGCAAAGGAAAUUGCUGGCAUCAGUGUGGGAUCAGUGAAGUGCAAAUCGUGCACGGAUACGAUACCCAUCGGCGACGUCGGUAUCAAGACGGACCACGGGCCAAAGAAUGAUGUGUGGCAUCCGAACUGCUUCCGAUGUGCCCAGUGUGAUCAACUGCUUGUCGAUAUGCUUUAUUUCCAUUACCAAGGUAAAUACUACUGUGGGAGGCAUUUCGCUGAUUUACAAUAUCCACGAUGCGCUGGAUGUGAUGAGCUGAUUUUCGCUCGUGAAUACACAUUUGCUGAAGAGAAGUCCUGGCAUUUCGAUCACUUUGCUUGUCUCAAAUGUGAUUUUCGUCUUGGCGGCCAUCGCUACAUGAUGAAGAACGAUCAUCCACACUGUAUCGACUGCUACAUGAAACACUUUGCUCGGAACUGUGACACGUGUGGUCAAAAGAUCGGUCCCGACGAGAAACGCUUGAAUUAUCAAGACUUCCAUUGGCAUGCCAAGCCAGAAUGCUUUCACUGCCGUCAGUGCAACAUGGAUUUGAUUGGAAAGAAAUUCAUUUUCAAAGAUCACCAUCUAUUCUGCUCAUCUCAGUGUAAAGCGGAUUUUAUAAACAAAUCAUAG
This is a messenger RNA of Haemonchus placei, 864 nucleotides long. Lineage: Eukaryota; Metazoa; Nematoda; Chromadorea; Rhabditida; Trichostrongylidae. The record is from the annotation of a GenBank genome assembly.